Oncorhynchus mykiss (rainbow trout) is the source of this 5001-nucleotide messenger RNA. The record is from RefSeq and is a predicted model, not a curated record. Lineage: Eukaryota; Metazoa; Chordata; Actinopteri; Salmoniformes; Salmonidae.
UGACUGCACAAAAAUUGGACCAUCGAAACAGACCGACUUCUACGCAAUAUUACUUUCAAGAGUUAUCUUACUUAAAGUAGUUUGAAAUGUAAUGUAUUUGCCUUAAUCUAUGUUUGAUAUACCUGACAAAGGGCCGUCAUUUUAUAUGACCGUAUUUGUGUGAUCUCCAGUGCAAAAUCGUUGUUCUGUGGUAGUGUAGUUUGUUUGCAAUAUUUGGCAUGUAGCUGGCGGGAAGUGAAAAUGUUAUCAUAUUUAUCCCUUUACGAUAUUUUCAUCAAUUUGCCAAUGGAAGGUGUCUUUUUAACCAGGGCGUGCCCCGCUUAAUGUUUUUGAAAAUCACGGUCGAUUAAUGUGAGAAAAGUACUUACACCGGGGCUUUUUCUGGAUGGUAGCGUCCCACUGGAAGGAUCCGCUCCAUCAGCCCCUUUUUGUCCCUUUUCUUUUAAAGCACUCUGACAUUUCCACCACAAUGUCUCAGUCAGAGACGUGUUGCAUUUGUGGGGUGAGGUUUGUGAGGGGGCCCAAGGGUUACAACAGGAGGAAAGUCACCACGCUGACCAGCCCCAAGACCUUCCAGCUAGUCUUUGACAUCACUCCUGAUGACUCAUCCUUCCUCUGCUGGGUCUGUCUGGGUGUGCUCAGAAGGAAAACCAAGCAGGAUGGGAAGCUUUGGACUUGGUCAGAUUUGCCAACAAAAGUUGGCAGACAUCGAAAGCCCCGUGCCGAAAUACCAAGCUCAUCCACAACAUUAUCCAAUCAAACUCCAAUUAUAACCAACCCAUCCUCGUUAUCCAUAGAGGAGUGCAUUGCUUCUAAAAAAAACAAACGGAGGCCAGUUCGUCAGUGGGACGGAGAGAAAUGGACCACCUUGACUUCUCGUUCCCCAGAAUCCCAUUCAACGGCCAUCAGACGACCUCAAACGCACAUAGCCCCAACCACACACUCCUCUUCAACACCAUCAAAUCAAGUAAAUUCCUCCACAUUAUCAAGUCAAACUUCAAAUCAGAUCAGUUCUCUGUUCUCCUUUGGAGAGAGGACAACAAAAAGACGUCCGAAGGCACCCCAACCUACAACACACUCCACACUCCUGUCUCCGUUCCCCGUUGACGAAGGUAUAAGGCCCAAGAAGAAGAAGCUCCCUUUCUCCAAGACUAAGCAGAGCUAUGGGUUUGGCCCUCAUGCCAAGGCCCUGCAUUACAUGCACAGCCACCAGCACCUGAAGGCCUUCAGGUCCCUGAUGAAGACCAAAGCUAGAGAAGCCAUGACCAUUUUCCUCGCCGAGGUCAUCGCCCAGGAGAGUAAGGUAUUGAUGAAGGACCAACGUGGGCCAUUGCGUCAGCCGCUGACUGAGGCGAGUGUGAGUGGAUUUUCCUGGGACGCGGUUCUAGUGUGGGGGGAAGAAAAGGCCCCUAUGACCCUGGCCUGUCUUAGGGCCAUGUUCCCCAAACCCAACCCCAUCAGGACGCAGGUUAUGAUGGGAGCAAGGGAAAUUAAACGCCCGAGGACAGAAGAGGCAGCAGGUGAUAUGGUCAGCCAGAGGGCGGGGCUUAUCCUGGCCAUCGUCCUCUACACCUCCAUGCAGAAGUGCAACUUCAUCCAGGCCUCUCUGGGGGUCGAGUUCUGGAAACAGGGCUGUCCUCUCAGCGUGUUGAAAGCCCUCAGUGCCCUGGGGGUGUGUCCCGGUGCUGCCUCUACCAGGAGACACGCAGAGAGGCUGACAACCGGCUUUGAUCCACCUCAGCAGGACCGGACAGAGGGGGUGGAGGAACCUGGGGACUCCUUUUGUAGAUCUGAGGAUGAGAGUCGGACUCUGAGUUGUUCUGAAGAGUAUCCCAGUUCCUCUCCGACACACUCUCUGAACCCGUUCUCAGACCAAUCCCACUCCAGAGACGGGUCCUCGUCCGAUCGGAGUUCCAGACCUGACUCCAGAUCUUGCUCCAGGAGCGACGACUACCAAGGCCCUACUCAGAGGCCUGACUCCCGGGAGUACCAGAAUCUGAUCAAAGAACAUGGUUACCACAAAGUCCAGAAACCUACUUUGAGUCGAUGGACGAAGAACAGUGAGGACAAAAGGGAGGCAAAGGAAAAACCUGUUCAAAAUCUCAAGAGAAGGAAGAUGACGAAAAAGAAACCUGCUCAAUCGCCUCCAGUAGUAAACGCAACUGGCGCGCACCGUUCAGACAUGGAGACUUCUCAUAUAAUUAAGGUAAACAUGGAACCCGUUCAAACGUCUCAAAUAGACAACACACACGUGGAACUCGUUCAAAUGUCUCAAGUAGACAACACACACGUGGAACCCGUUCAAACGUCUCAAAUAGACAACACACACGUGGAACCCGUUCAAACGUCUCAAGUAGACAACACACACGUGGAACCCGUUCAAACGUCUCAAGUAGACAACACACACGUGGAACCCGUUCAAACGUCUCAAGUAGACAACACACACGUGGAACCCGUUCAAACGUCUCAAGUAGACAACACACACGUGGAACCCGUUCAAACGUCUCAAGUAGACAACACACACGUGGAACCCGUUCAAUUGAGCGAUACAAACAAGAAACCUGCUCAUAUAAGUGAGACAAAUGUACAACCUGCUCAAAUGUCUGUAAUGGGCGAGACAAUCAUGGAACAAAUUAAAAUGCCCAAAAGAGGCAGGCCAGGGAAGGAACUUGCUCAAAUGUCUGUAAUAAGCAGGACAUGCAUGGAACAAAUGAAGAUUCCUAAAAGAGGCAGGCCAAGGAAGGAACUUGCUCAAAUGUCUAUAAUGAGCGAGACAAACAUGGAACAAAUUAUAAUGCCCAAAAGAGGCAGGCCAAGGAAGGAACUUGCUCAAGUAAGUAAAACAAACAUAGAACACACUCAAACUCCACAAAUAACCGACACACACUUGGAACCUGCUCACAAGCUCAGAAGUCCAAGGAAGAAACCUGUCCAAACGCCCCAGGUAACUGACACACAAAACAAACCCAUUCAAGUAAGCAAUCCAGACAUUAAACUUGCUGAGACAAACAAAGAAUCAGUUGUACAGGCCAAGAAUGGGAGGCCAAAGAAGGGAUUUGUUCAAAUUCCACUAUUAACCGACACUUGCAUGGAACCCAUUCCGGUAAGCGAGGUAAACGCGGACACCACUUUAAUGCCCAGUAGCAUGAGAUCAAGGAAGAGACCCAGACAAGUUCCCCAAGUAUACGGCACAAACCAAGAACUAACUCAAAUGCCCAGAAUAACCCAAACCAACAAGGAACCCUCCGAAAUGCUUCAGAAAAUGGACACACGCAUGGCACCUGCUGUAACAUCUAAAAGAGGGCGGACAAGGAAGGGACCAAUUGAAAUGUCCCAAGAAACCGACUUACACACAGAAGCCGGUCUAAUGCCUCAAGUUGGUGAAAUGAAUCGGCAACGUAUCGAAGGACGGGAAACAAAUAAAGGACCCGCUGAACCCCAAAAACUCGCUGGAAAGGCUAAAGUAAAUCAGACAACGAAAGUACCUGCAAAGACACCUGAAACACUAGAUCAAAUGAAAUUUAUUCCAAAGCGCAAAAGAGGCAGGCCAAGGAAAGAACUUGCUCAAGUGAUCAACACAGGCAAGGAAACCCCUUCAAUGCAUAAAAUAAGCAAAACAGGCAAAGAAUCUGCUCUUACCCGGGAGAUAAAAAUUAUUGUCAAUAGGAUGGAAAGCUGUAGUGCUGCUGAAAUGCCCCAAAUACGUGAGAUGAACAAUGAACCUGUUCAAGUAAGUGCGGAAAACUUUGAACCUGUUCAAAGACUGAGUGGGGGGUCAAUGGAGGGGCUCGUUCAAAUGCCCCAAGUAAGCUGCACGGACAUGGAACCUGGUAAGUUAGGCAGGACCAUCAUGGAAACCACUUCAACGGCAGAGAGGACUGACAAAGAACCUGUUCGAAGGCCUCAAGCAAACGAAACAAAAGCAGAACUUGCUCAAACGUCUCAGAUAAUGGAAACGAUAAAGGAACACAUUCAAGUAACCAACACAGACAAGGAAACCGCUUCCGCGCCCAAAAGAUGCUGCACAGACAUGGAACUUGCUAAAAGGUACAAAAUGAGUGACUUUCAGACCCGGGUAAUAAGAAUAGUUGACACUAGAAUGAGGGCAAACAAAUCUGUUUCAAUGCUUCAAGUACACGACACAAACCAGGACCCUGAACCUGCUGCAACACCUGAAAUAGGCAACACAAACAAACAACCCACACGAGUGAUCAGAAUAGUUGUUAACAGGAGGAUACCGGCAGACAUAUGUAGUCACACCCGGAAAAGCCUGGAGUGCCUGGCUGAGGUAGCGGCCAAAUGUGCUCCAUUAGAUGUUAAAUCUGCCGAAGAGGAUGGAUAGGUAGGUAGACGCAUGUUACUUAUCAAAAUAACAAACUCCACAACAUGACGUCUCAGGAAUAAUUAAUUUUUUUGUGAAAGGUUAUAACCCUAACUUAAUGGGUGGGGAAUAGUCUGCCUCGUCUUCUGUAUUCGUUUUACUGUAAUUGUACAUACCAGGCUUUUGUCUUAGCAAUUGUCUUCUCCACCUUGUUCAUUUGAUAUGUACAUAAUCCCAGCAACCUUCUUGUGUUUGUCAUUGUGUCCACUGUGGAUUUAGUGUAUUUGUUAGUCUUAUCUCAUUUUAUAUUUAGUUGUUCUGGUUGUACUUCUGUGGUUGUUGACAAUGUAAUAAAAAUGUAUGUGUUUUGUACAAAGGUUAUUCCUGCAGUCAUAGUAUCCAUGCUAAUUUCAGGGUAUUUGUUUUCAUUACACUCACAAAUGUAAUUUAACUAAAAGCAAAGACUGAACCAAAACAGAUUUGCCCACUAAUCUUUAAACUAGAAAAGAAAUCGUUAGAAAACAACCACAGCGUUUAUUUUGACUCGAGGCUUUUCCUUUCAUACUGUUCUUGAUGUAUACAUUCUUGCAAUAAUAUUGCGUGGUAAUACUUGUGAUAAUUUUGUGUAUAUUACUGUUGUCUCGUGUAAAAAUGACACUCACAGAAUAAACAGUACAAUU